This is a messenger RNA of Lathyrus sativus (Indian pea), 216 nucleotides long. Lineage: Eukaryota; Viridiplantae; Streptophyta; Magnoliopsida; Fabales; Fabaceae. The record is from the annotation of a GenBank genome assembly.
AUGAAAAGGCGAAGUUAUAUUAUUAGUUUAGAAGGGCGAGAAAGCAUCGUUUGCAGGUUAUGGGUGUUGGUGACGGUAGCAACUCCUACAAAGUUCAACUUGAGGAUUGAGGGCAGUGGCUUAGCGAAAACGGAAAGAGAUACAUUUUACAAAAUCCAAAUGAAGGCCGAGCAACACUGUGUUUUUUUUAGGCCUCCGAAAUUAGGCUUGAAGUAA